Anopheles stephensi (Asian malaria mosquito) is the source of this 6627-nucleotide messenger RNA. It is a transcript of the gene Nup205, whose product is annotated as nuclear pore complex protein Nup205. The transcript has 5 exons. Gene Ontology annotation, cellular component: nuclear pore inner ring; nuclear pore. The coding region runs from base 178 to 6426 and encodes 2082 amino acids. Gene Ontology annotation, molecular function: structural constituent of nuclear pore. Gene Ontology annotation, biological process: nuclear pore organization. The record is from RefSeq and is a predicted model, not a curated record. Lineage: Eukaryota; Metazoa; Arthropoda; Insecta; Diptera; Culicidae.
GAAAAAAAACAAGUAAAAGAAUUCGUUUGCCGCCUGUUUGUGUGCGGGUCAUUCUCGCAAUCUUGAAACGGUUAUUUUUCUGCGAAAUACUUCCCGAAACCUUCUUAAAAGUGAUUUAUACAAAGUAACUGCGUACUUUACAACGUUCUAGUUGCGGACUGGUUAAGUGCUCACACGAUGGCCGAUGCAACACCCGACGAUCUGUGGACCCCGUACAAAUGUUUGCUGAACAAUGUUGAAAACUAUCUGCUGCCAUCGUCCGAUUUCGCCGAUACGUCGCACGCCGCCAGUUUGGAAGCGCUGCUGCGGAAACACAAGCAAAACUUUAUCUCACUGCUGAAAAAUCCACCCAAGAACGCGAAAUGCCGCGAAGCGAUCAAACAGGGCAUCACCGAGGGUAUCACGCUGCCCGAGUUUGGUCACACCAUCCUGUCCAAAGAGCUGGUCGACGAGAGCAUCAUCAUAUCGGACAUGUUCGACAUGAACGAGUAUGUGGCGCUGGAGCUGUUGUGUACGUCGCAGCAGCAAACGAUAAACCAUCCGGGCUUGACGCGCGGACUGGUGGCGGUGUUGCUGUACUAUGAUGGGCGUAAGUCGCUCGUGGCCAGUUUGAAACAGUUGCUGAAAUCUAGGGCCGGCGUGUCGUGGUGUACGGAUGCACCGCCCGAGGUGACGCAAAUCGUUACCAGCUACACGGAUGGGUUGGUAGCGGACGGGCUGCUCGAACGUAUCGUCGACUUGCUGCAGGAGCUGGACAUUACGAAGGAGCUCGACAUUUUGACCACGAACCGUGCUCUCGGACCGCCCCGGCACCAUCGGCAGGUGUUGGAUUUGUUCGAGGAGAUACGCUUCUUGCUGGCACAGUGCAUUUACUACUAUGCCGCCCAGUCCGGUUUGCCGCGGAACGCCACGAUGAAGUUGGUGCAGUAUCUGCGUAGCUACAAGUGCACCGAAUCGAGCGGUGGUAUCGACGAUGUGACGGUGACACUGCAGAUGGGUUUACUGUACGCACUGGACCUAAGCGUACUGCAGCGACGAGAGGAUGGUGAAGAACUGGUCCGCAAGCUGCCCAUGAUCAAGGACGAUCUUUACAUCGAUUUCCUGAUGGAUGCGCUUUCGAACGGGUGGGAAAACGAUGGCCUGCACGCGUUAACCCUGUUCGCGUUCGGACUGUCGAUUGCAACGCUUCGACUCGCUCCCCAAACGCUCGUCCAAGAUGCAUCGAAAAUGAUCGAUCAGGAUGAGCUGCUCGUGAACGGAGCGCUCCAGGGUAAGGUGUUCGACUUCAUGUACUACACGUUCCUGGAAAGUGAGCUCAUCUUCGACACGGAGUUCUUCUACCGUCGUCUGCACACGAUGUUUGCGGAUUUCAUCGAACUGAUGCACUCGAAGGUGACGGAACUGCGUGGCCGGGCCGAUGAAACGGCCCGAACGGUUCAGGUGUACCAGCAGCAGGGCAUCGAACCACCGACCAACCUCUGUCGGAACUUCGAGAUGCUCCUUCUGUCCGUGGGAAAGCUGUACGCAAACGAUCGGCUGCGCUUGAACCUGAGCAUGGAGUACUGGGGCCCAACGGAGUUUGCGCACACCUUCCAAGGCAACCGCAUCUCAUCGCGAUCGGUGUGCCUGUUUAAGUUCAUCCGGCUAGCGGGAGAGCUGCUGCCACCAACGCUGUUCAUUCCCUACCUCAAGAUGCUGGCCGGGCUCAGCUGUAACCUGCAAGCGGCAAGAAGUGCAUUUAAUCUGCUCAAGCAAGGAAGCGCUUACUCGGGCAGCAGCACAGUGUCCUGGGACCACUUUUUCAACUCCCUCAGCGAGUAUUACUUCAAUCUGCGGCAGGAGCAAAACCCCCAAUCCGAAACGGUGUACCGGAAUCGAAUGAUCUGCCGAAGCAUCAGUCCGCAGGAGCUGCUCGGGUUGCAGGCUGUCCUGCAGGUAGUGCAAGCAGUCGCCCGACACGACGAACUGUCCCGCAUUGCACUGUGCGAAAGCGACAAGUGGGCGCCGCUAAACGUUCUCGUCGGGCUAAUCAGUUGCUCCGUGCCGAUUCAACUGAAGGCGGAAAUCGUUCGCACACUAGCCACACUGGCGGGUAGCCUGGAGAACGCCAUCAAGCUCUGGCACAACCUGGAAGACUCGCAAAUCAUCAACACCGUACCGUCGACGAGCAAUUUCAAAACGCGUGGCGUCAUAUCGGAGCUGGAAGAGGUCGAAAGCCGCAACGAAACGUUCCCGCUUACCCAAGCCAUGCUGGAUUUGCUGUCCGCCCUGAUGAGCACAGCCAUUCCGGACGAUUUGGGCGAAGGAGCGCGAGCUCCCGGCAUUCAUCCCUACCUUUCCUACGUGGUCAAUACCGUGCUGCUGCGACUGUUUAGCCGCAACUACAAGGACGGAGCAGAAAAGUGGCAACUCGCUCAGAAGUGUCUCAAGAUCGUGUACAUGUUUGUGAACAGCUUCAACUUUAAUCCUUCAAACGCAAACCUCAUGAAGGAGCUGAAGGAAGGACGAACGCCACCAGCGUACCGGAUUAUGCUGCAGCUAAACACCAAGUCCGAUCUGCUCCGUUUCAUCCUGCACAUCGUCGACGAGUCGAUCGUUUGCUUCGACUCGUACACACCGUUCCCGGGCAAAGCGUCGCUCGAGGCUGCUUCCCUGCUGUGUCUGCAAAUCAUCGAAAAGGCACUCAAGCUUCAGGAAGAAUUCUUCAACAUGCAUCUCAGCACGCCCAGCCCGGUCAAUCUGAACGGCAUCAACAAACUUCUGCUCGGCGUAAAUCCACGCAGCGGCACCGCAAAUCACAUGCUGAACAUCAUGAAGCACAUUACCUACAGCACCUGGCUGCCGGAGAACAGUCUCGUAUCGCUGCGCAUCCUGUCCAUCAUCAUGACCCUGCCGGACGUUAAUCAGCUCAUACUCGGACUCGUCACCCAGACGGACGAACUGAAGAACGAGAUAAGGCAAGGUUUCGUGGAGUGUCUGGAAGCGGAUUUAAAUGUGACAGAAGAAGCGGAACCGCUGCCGCUGAUGGAGCAGAUGAAUGAGGCCGCCCUGAUACUCGGCACCGGAGCAAUGGAGGAAGACAUUGCGUCCAAAUCUUCCUCUUCCUCGGAAACGUUCCUAACGACAAGCAUCAAGACGGCCGUAAUACAGCUCAUCCAGGAGUGUUUGCAGCAACCGAUUGUGCCAAACCUGGCCCACUACCUGUUGGGAUUCGAUCUGGGCAAGGAUCUCCAGCUGACGAGUUUGCAGCAGCCGGGCAUAAUGAACUUCCCGAGCCAUUGCUCGAAAUCACUCAUCACGCUGUUGGACCGACAUUUAGAGCACCUGAAAUCGGGAAACGUCCUGUCCACCAGCUACAACAAGCUGAUCGAGCACGCGUACCGAUUGCUGUACCAAGUUUGCCGCAACUACCACACCUCGGAGGUGUUUCUGCGCUUCCUUCGCUCGUGUAACGAUUUCCUCUGCCGGCACACAACAUCGCUGCCCUUCCCGGAUGCGAAAAAUCCGUUCCUGCUAAACCAGAUGACGUUCCUGCUGAAGGCGAUCGUCAUCGAGCUGAAGCUGACGAGCGAACGCAACCAGGCGACGCAGUUUGAAACGAUCUGCAAAAUUCUGCUCAAGAUCAUAAACGCUCCAUCGAUCGAGGCGGUAACGACGGGGCUGGGCGACUAUUACACCAACACGAACAUUAGCUUCUCGAUCAAUGCGUCAGCGGACAUGUCGACGACUGCGAUCGCCGCUACGAAGGAGUCGAGUGAGACGGCGAAACGGUUGCUGUGCAUACUGCUCGAUUGUGUGGAUUUUACCAUCAAGCAGCUGGAGGAACCCACGUGGAACUAUUUCAAUGCGGCCGUGCUACACGAGCUGCUGCAAAGCUGUGAAACGCCUGUUUCGCAAAACUCGCGCAUGCGACUGAUCGACACACGGAAAUUGCAUGACAUCUUGAGGGAUGAGCUGGAUUCAAUCCAAACGAUCGCCACUGGGCAACGUGCGCACGUCGUGCAGGAAGUGAAAACGAUCCUCAGGUACGCGUUGCAGCUGAACACGCAGCGCAGCCUGUGUUCGUCCACGAUUAAGUUCCUCGAGGCGUGGGGACAGGUGGCCGAGGUGCUGGUGUGCGUUACCCCAACCAUGAUCAUGUCGCUCGACACGAAGCAGAUCAUCAUCACGGAGCUGCUGCAGAUCAUGCUCAGCAAAGCGGUACCGAAGCAAAUCAUCUCCGAGCUGGCAAAUAUCGCUUCCUCGACCAUCUCGCUGCUGAUGGUGAAUUUGAGAAGCUGCUUUCUGCUGAAAUCGGAACAGAUGUCGCUGCACAUGAUAUCGGAACGGCAUCAGAAUGGAGGUAUGAAUGGGACGAGCGCUAGGAACGGAUUAAACGGCGAGCUGAACAAUAGCGCACAGCACCGGCAGGAAGGAACAUAUGUCUAUCUCGAGCGUGCCAACGCGCUUAGCUUGAAGUUUAUCCUGAAAAACAUUCUCGACUGGCUGCUGAUCAGCAGCGAUGGAUCGCCCCAGCUCAAGAUGAAUCUUUACGUAGCGCUGCUAAACUACAUGUACAUCAUCAAGGGCAACCGGGAGAGUCUGGAGCGUAGCCAGAAGCUGGAAAGCGACAAGGAAGAGGUUGGAUCGUUCUUGAACAAAACCAUCAGCAACGCGGGACGGAAACCGUUCGGUACGGAGACGGAAGAUUACAAGCACCUGACGAUGAUCAUGGACAUUUUCCACUCGUUCGGCGACAAUCUGAUCGAUGUGAUCUGUCAGGACUGUACGACGGGACACGAUAUCUGUAAAAUGUUGGCAAUGUCCUGUCUCGACAUGUUGCUCAGCAUGGACGCGUCGAUCGAUAUAGUGGAGUUUAUCGCACGGCACGGCUAUCUGUCGCACAUCAUUAACAGUUUGCUGAAGAAGGACGGUGAUCUGUGUCGGAUUCUGCAGACCAACCCGAACACGUUCCGGGCGCUGUAUGUGUACGAGUCGAAGAUGGCACUGUUGACGCGCUUUGCUCGCUGCCAGAUCGGCGCACGAAUGCUGCUGGAGGAACACAUCCUUGGGGUGCUGGGCAGCAUGAAGGUGUACGAUCUUCAUCCGGACGUGCAGAUCCUGAACGGUGGAAGCAUCCAGCAGCAGUCGUACGCGUCGGCAAUGGCGGUUGCAGCUGCUGCUGCAUCUGCCUCACUAUCGUCCUCGUUUAUUCCUCCGGUAGAGGCUCGGUUCCAGCAGAUCCUGUUCCCUGCGCUGAACCUGUGCGAUGCGAUCCUCUCGACGCUGGGGCACGAGAAUAACUCGGCGCUCAGUCAGAUCAUUCACUUUUUCCUUUCGCACAGUGACAUGAUCGAGACGGUGCUGCGAGCCGGUUCGCCCAGCAUGAACCUCGGGCUGCUGAAAGAGCUGGCCGGCAUAACGAACCUGAUCGCCCGGUCAGCGAAUCAGGAAAUUUACGAACUAACCGAUCCGAACGCUAACCAAGCGUUCGGCAUGCAGCUGUACCGGAUGCAGAAGUUCAUGCUCGCCCUCCUGCCACGGUUUAUCGUUUCCGAGCAGAACCUGAAGGAGCUGUACCAAAGCAGCAUGAUCGUGCAGCCGUACGGGGCCGGUGGAAUGGGCAUCAGUAGCAGCGUUAACUUUGGCGCCGCGCACAGCAGCAACGCCGCGAAUGGGAACGAUCAAAAGCAACGAUCGCAGUACGUGAAAUACUUCCUCGAGGUGGCAGCUAAUCUUGCCCUGUACACACGCAACUGCAUCUCGAACCAUGUGGUUGAUCAUCGUGCGAUUAAUGUGCUGUUCUCGCCCCACUACAAUCCGGACGGAACGACAACGGGCCCCGGCACAACGCCGACAAAGACAGUCGGCGGAUCGUUGGCGCUGAUGCGCCAGGAAACGUUCCGCUCGGCAACGGAAACAUCGUCGACCGAUGUGCCCCACAGUCUGUACGUGGUGAUAACGCAGCUUCGGUGUACGGUGGAGUUUUAUCACCGGGAGCGCAACACGCUCGAAAGUCUGCAGCAACAGCGCAACUCACUGCCAAGCAUCGAUUUAGAUAAAAAUAUUCAAUUACAAUACAAUGUGCUGACCGAGCGUGUAAAUGCGAAACAGGAAGAGCUGCAGCGCAGUGUGUUCAUUAUCGAGCACUAUCUGUACAUCCUGUGGGCGCAUCUGGACUUUUUCAUGUUGCGCGUUUUGCCCGUCAAUAAUCGCGUCGGAAGCUCCACGUUCACCGGGCACAACUUCCAAACGGAUCAAUCGGAUUCCAGCUGGCGGGUAUCGAACGACGAUAUACUCGCGCUGAAAAAGACCCUCAUCGGCGUGUUUAACGAAACGUUCUGCAAGCAACUGAUCGAAUUGGAAACGAAACAAUCUGAGAAAGGUUUUGUCGCGUCGUUUAUAAGGCGAAUCAAACAAUCCAUACAGUUUGUGCCAGUAAAGUGAGUCGUCGCCCCGGGGUUGGACGUGACGUUGAGUAGCGCAAGGACGAGAGCGAAGGAUCAGCAAAAGUAGUGCGUAAAACUGACCAUUUGAUAAUGAAGUUUUUUUUUCCUAGCCCCGCUGAUAAGAAUCGCCACGAUCAGCGAAAAUUUAUUGGUAUAAGCAAAUAAAAUGUUCGAAUUAUGGAAGUAAUUUCUAAAAUAA